Messenger RNA from Macroventuria anomochaeta, 474 nucleotides. RefSeq lists its product as uncharacterized. Bases 1 to 474 code for a protein of 157 amino acids. The record is from RefSeq and is a predicted model, not a curated record. Lineage: Eukaryota; Fungi; Ascomycota; Dothideomycetes; Pleosporales; Didymellaceae. The transcript has a single exon.
AUGAAGGUACGCAAGGCUGAACACUUCAACCCCUACGCCAAACCAAACGUUAGCAUCGAGGUCAACAACACACCAGACAUGCAGCGUAUUCACAAGAUCGAGAGCCUGUACAAGCAUCGUAUGCAACCUGAAGGGCUCGACGAGCAUCUCUUGGUGACAGUUAUCUUGGAACCUAACACUGAAGAUAAGUUCAAGGAGAUGGAUCAGUACGACAGCGAGACGAAGGCAUUCAAGUUUUUCUGGGAUGUGCACGCAAACAGACCGGACUCGAAGAGCUGUUUCAAGCUACCAUCGGAGGUGAUUACGCACGGCACCUGUCUCAACUUCUUCACGAAAAAGCCUUGUCGGAAGGCAAUGUUUGUGCCAAGGCCAGAUCAUCCUGACAAUCCACGACGUGUCUUGUUCAAAGACUCAGACUUCAAGCCUGAUAAGACAUUAAAAUUUACUGGCACAAAGGGAGGGUGUUGUGUAUAA